AUGUCCUCUAACAGUCAAGAAACUUAUUUUUUUAAUGCUAUUCCACCAUUUCGGCCCAGCAAUGCUCCGGCAUCACCCACGGAACAACCUCGGCAGCCGAGGAAUCUCCAGGGAUUGCUUCGUUUUGCAAUGGAAGCUACUAAAUCAGAAGAUGCACCAGGAACUUCCGAUUUAAGUCCAAUGGAUGAAGAGAGGAGGAAAUUCUUAGAAGAAGCACUAAAAGCUAUGUCAGUGGAUGUUGCUGAAAUGUUGCAAGAUGCUAUAAAAUUACUUAAAGACGUUAGUGUUAUGAACAUGAUUAAACGCGGGGAAGAGAUUCCAGAUAAUAUUAAUGGAAGGUUAAACCAAAUCAUGGAUUAUGUUGAUGACAUAGACGUGGCUAAUGAUUUCAAGAAAAUUGGCGGCUUUGCUAUUUUCCCAGUAUGCUUUGGCUGUGAUAAUGAUGAGGUCAGAUCAAAAACCAGCAGCAUAAUUGGCACAAUAUGCCAAAAUAACCCACCAUGCCAAACCAAAGCUAUAGAAUGUGGUCUGUUGGGUCUCCUGAUCCAUUUGGCAAAUUCUGCAUUGGAUUCAAAUACAAAUAGUAACCUGUUUGGAAAAUAUUUGUAUGGCAUUUCAGGAAUAAUCCGUGGAUUUGAUCCGGCCAUCAAACAGUUCAUAGAACUAGAGGGGUUGGAGUUGCUGAUGAAAGCUCUGCAAGGCUCCAACAUGACGGCUAAAACAAGGGCUGCUUUUAUUGUACAGCAUUUGUGUCCAACUAACUCUGAUGUAAAAGAUUUCUUCAUCAAGCAAAAUUUAGUGAAGAUUGCCGCAGAGGAAAUACACGCUGGUCAAAAUGAGGCCACCGAGCACUUACUGAGCAUGCUUCAGAGCCUGUUGGCGAGUAACGAUCCAAAAAUUAUGGAGCAAUGCAACAAUCUCGAGUUGAACUUCAAAGGCAUUAUACAAAAUCACCUAAUGCUAGUCGAGAAGGAUGACACUUAUAUGGAAGAAAGGGAUUAUUGCAAAACCAUCUUGACACUAUUGGACAAAUAUUCGCAGUAUGACCUCAACGAAGAAGUUGAUAGGAACUAUCUACACUACCAUAUUGUU
Brenthis ino (lesser marbled fritillary) is the source of this 1092-nucleotide messenger RNA. The record is from the annotation of a GenBank genome assembly. NCBI's taxonomy places the organism in Eukaryota, Metazoa, Arthropoda, Insecta, Lepidoptera, Nymphalidae.